This is a messenger RNA of Aspergillus steynii IBT 23096, 777 nucleotides long. RefSeq lists its product as uncharacterized. The transcript is spliced from 2 exons. The record is from RefSeq and is a predicted model, not a curated record. Lineage: Eukaryota; Fungi; Ascomycota; Eurotiomycetes; Eurotiales; Aspergillaceae. The annotation marks the transcript as partial.
AUGCAGCCCUCCGACGACCAACCCCCCACCGACCGUCCCGGCACGCCUCCGCGGCCGCCCUACUCGCCGGUAACCCCCGUGCUGUCGCAUCUGGCGCCCGUCCCCAACAACAACAACGGCAACGGCUUCCCCGCAUCGUCCAUCGUCCCGCCGCGAUCGCCUUCGCCCACAAGUCGCGUCGCCCCGUUCGGACUCCCUCCUCCCCCGCCCCCGCCCUCCUUCGUCCCGGAGCCCGCGCCCGUGCCGAUCUCGGAGAGCGAGAAUCCCGACGCGAUCGCGCUGCGCUCGGCGCUUUCGAUCUUGCAGAUGCAGAAGCAGCAGAGUCUUCGCGACAUGCGCACGCUAGAGCGGUUGAAGAAAGCGGCGGCGGCGGAUCCGGAGGGGUUUGCGCGCGAACUGGCGGCGGGGAAUCUGUCGGCGAAGGAGGCGGGGUUUGUGAAUUUCACGCAUGAGGAUGGGGAUGAAGAUGAGGGCGAGGAUGGGGACGGGGACGGGGAGGGACGACAGAGAGAGGGAUCUCGCGCAGGGCUGGGGACGAUACCCACGCCGCAGAACGUGGUGCGCAUGCCGCCGGUCAAUUGGGCCAAGUAUCAGAUCGUGGGCGAGCCGUUGGAUCGCAUGCAUGAGGACCAGCAGCGACGGCCGUUUGCGGGGGAGCCGAGACGAGAGGAUCCGAUGCAGAGAGCGCCGGAGCAUGUGCUGGCUUCGCCGUAUCGGCCGUUGGUGGAUAGGCUGGAGACGCCGGGUAAGGUGAAGGGUACCGGCAAGAGCAAGAAG